Molecule: messenger RNA, 1132 nt
Organism: Rhagoletis zephyria (snowberry fruit fly)
Lineage: Eukaryota; Metazoa; Arthropoda; Insecta; Diptera; Tephritidae
Source: RefSeq, a predicted model, not a curated record
AAAAUGCCACCGACGCUGGAAGUAAGCGAAGUUUGCGCAUUAACUUCCAUUACGCACUUCCAGGUAUCAGUGGAAGUUUUUUUCCAUAUUGAUUAGUUAUGUCGCUUUUGUUGUUUACCCAUUAAUUUUCCUCUAAUUGUGUUGAAAAUAAAAAAUUUAAUUUGGAAAAUAUUACGUGAAUACAUUUAAAGACGGCGUAGCAUUUGCGGCUUUCCGAUACUUUCCAACCUGACGACGAACUGCACGAUUGGUAAGACAGUCGUGAAGCAACCCCAGAUGUCCACUGGAGUGGGAGGCGGAGGAAGCAGCAUCACUACUGACCACAGCCGAUUAUAUUUCCUCAAUUCGCCAUCAACACCUCUUUCCGCGCGCGAUCCAUUUUUCAUCAAGCCGGAAUACCUCAACUAUGAAAAUCCCAUGCACCACCUCUACCCUAGCAACCGGGGUUUAAUCGACUAUAACAACUAUACUAGUGCUGCAGUAGCAGCAGUCAGUAGUAGUAGCGGUAAUACAUCCACAAACGCCGUUGCAGCUGUCGCCGCCCUUAACUUAGAGAAUACUUUCCAGCAACCUCAAUCACAGCAAUCGUCAUCAUCGUCGUCGCAGCAACAGCAGCAGACGACCACUUCAUCGACGGGACAGCAGCAAACGCAGCAAGCCCAACCGCUUCCUUUGCAACUUCAACUCAGCACACCGCCAUCAACUCGAGCGCAAAAAGCAGCUCGUCGGCGGAGCAACGAAUCAGUGGAGGCACGCCAGCGACGACUAGCACGAAACGCUGCCCGGAUGCGCGAAAAACGAGCCAAAGAAAGCGAAGAAGAAUAUCGGAUUCGCCUUGCGAAAAAUGCGGAAGCGAACCGUGUACGACGUCAGAAUGAAAAUGAAGUACAAAGAACCCUAAGACUGAUGAAAAAUGCCGCCAGACAGCGACUGCGGCGCGCUAGUGAAACUCCAGAGGAACGCAAAAAGCGCCUAGCAAAAGCUGCAGAACGAAUGCGAACUGCGCGAGCCAAUGCACCAAAGGUGUAUAAGCCACCGCUGGAGGAUCGCCUUAAGGGUUACUAAAUAAAUGAAUACAUUUACUCCAACAGGCAGCAUCAGAUCUAUCUCACAGUGGACAAGAAGACGUAUG